This is a messenger RNA of Amphibalanus amphitrite, 749 nucleotides long. RefSeq lists its product as uncharacterized. The coding region runs from base 76 to 591 and encodes 171 amino acids. The record is from RefSeq and is a predicted model, not a curated record. The transcript is spliced from 3 exons. NCBI's taxonomy places the organism in Eukaryota, Metazoa, Arthropoda, Thecostraca, Balanomorpha, Balanidae.
AACUGCAAGUAUAAAAGCAGAUUUCAUUUUCAGAAGGUAUCAUACUCGUCAAACCAUAACUCAUCUCAGCUCACGAUGAAGUGCAUUGUGCUGUUGUUUGCUGUGGUCUCGUGCGCCUCGGCGUACUACUUCGUCACACCAAGUGCUUACUACGGCGGCGUUAGCCCUUACAUCUGGAGAAAGAAGCGGUCUGCCCCUGAGGCCCCGGCUGAUGACCAGCAAGCAGACCCUGCCCUGCUCUACAACAGCUACCUUGGCUACCCCUACUCUUCGUACAUCCACUACCUGAAGAAGCGCGAGGCCCCGGCUGAAGAUCAGCAGGCGGACCCUGCCCUGUACUGGAGCAACUACUAUGGCUACCCUUACUCUUCUUGGGCCCACUACCUGAAGAAGCGUGAGGCCCCAGCUGAAGACCAGCAGGCUGACCCUGCCCUGUACUUGAACAACUACUAUGGCUACCCCUACUCUUCGUACAUUCACUACCUGAAGAAGCGCGAGGCCCCUGCCGAGGACCAGCAGGCUGAUUCGGCCAUGUCUUACAUAAGCUACUAUGGAUACCCGUACUCUUCUUGGGCCCGCUAUUUCAAGUAGAUUGACGCCUAACUCGUGUUGACACCGACCCAUUGAAUAUGAUCCCGAUCGAUGCUGGACACAAUGCUGGAUGAUUGAGGCUCACGCGCGUCGCCACUGUGUUUGUCAAGUGUGUCUAAUGACAUUCACCUUGUUCAUAAUAAAACAUUGCAGUAUAA